Molecule: messenger RNA, 1969 nt
Organism: Mustela erminea (ermine)
Lineage: Eukaryota; Metazoa; Chordata; Mammalia; Carnivora; Mustelidae
Gene: NDP
Product: norrin cystine knot growth factor NDP
Exons: 3
Coding region: 510-911 (133 amino acids)
Biological process (GO): Wnt signaling pathway
Source: RefSeq, a predicted model, not a curated record
ACAUUUCCCUGGCAUUCCCAUUUGCUAGAGCGCUGCUGCGGCCGCACGCCUGAUUGAUAUAUGACUGCAAUGGCACUUUUCCAUUUGACAUUCUCUCUCUCUCUCUCCCUCUCCCUCUCCCUCUCUCUCUCUCUCCCUGUGUCGCUUAAACAACAGUCCUAACUUUUGUGUGUUGCAAAUAUAAAAGGCAAGCCAUGUGACAGAGGGACAGAAGAACAAAAGCAUUUGGAAGUAACAGGACCUCUUUCUAGCUCUCAGAAAAGUCUGAGAAGAAAAGAGCCCUGCGUUUCCCCCCAAAGCUGUGCAGCAGAUCUCGCGAUGAUGGAUUGCAAGUGGAAAGAGUAAGACAAGACUCGGGGGGCCUACAAAGGACAAUGACAACCAGAAAGCUUCAGCCAGAUCCUGCCCUUUGCUCGAAAAGGACUGGAUCCUAGGAGGCGAAGGCAUUUCCCAUUCCUAGUCCUCUGCCUCCCUCUGCUGUCCCUUCUCCGAAGUUUUUCCUUACAACAAUGAGAAAUCAUGUACUAGCUGCAUCCUUUUCUAUGCUCUCCCUGCUGGCACUAAUGGGAGAUACGGACAGCAAAACAGACAGCUCCUUCAUGAUGGACUCGGACCCUCUACGCUGCAUGAGGCAUCACUAUGUCGAUUCUAUCAGUCACCCAUUGUACAAGUGUAGCUCAAAGAUGGUGCUUCUGGCCAGAUGCGAGGGGCACUGCAGCCAGGCGUCACGCUCUGAGCCCUUGGUGUCCUUCAGCACUGUCCUCAAGCAGCCUUUCCGCUCCUCCUGUCACUGCUGCCGGCCUCAGACCUCCAAGUUGAAGGCACUGCGCCUGCGCUGUUCGGGAGGCAUGCGGCUCACGGCCACCUACCGGUACAUCCUCUCCUGUCACUGUGAGGAGUGCAGCUCUUGAGACCUCCUACUGAGUGGCUUCUGGAUGGGACCACUUCUCCCUCACCGAGCCAGUUCAACAGGCCAGGGAAGGACUGGCAAGAAAAGAGUUAAGGGAAAGAAAGAAAAAAAAAAAGAUACAGCGAUUCCCACAGGAUUCCACAUAUUCUAGUAAUAAAGACUUUCAGUGCUUGUUGACAGAGAGAGAUGCUCUGGGAACUGGUCUUCCAUCCCUGUCUCCUUUCCCUGGUACAAUUUCUUUUGGUUCCUUUUCAGAUUCAGGCAUUUGCCCCCUUGGCGCUGAAAGUUGUUUGGGUUUCCAACAAUUCCUGCCUUAGUGGGAAAGUGGCGCCCCCUCUCCCCUGCCCCCAUCCCCAUGCCCGAGUGGGUCAAGCUGUCACAGUUUGGUGUAUCUUAGGGAAGCAUUCAUUCUGGAAAGCAGGAGAGUCCAACUCUUUCUGCGAUACCAUCUGGGUUGGUUCGGUUUAGUUUUGAUCCUGUCCAUUGAUCUAAGGUUGCCAUCGCUGCUAAAGGUGACCGAUGGCAAAAUCCAGGCACCAAGCAGGUUGGAGACGUGUAGCCAGGCUCACUCACAGCCAGCUAACUGAUAUUAAACUAACUAACAAAUGGAUUCUCUUAUGUGAUGUUGGAACUCCUGAUAGCGGUCAUUAUUAUUCAGCAAUGACUUUCAAGAAGUAAAAGUGGCAUACAGAAGUUGCCACCUGAAGGCUCUUGCAGUUAAAUUAUGGUAAAAUUUUGUAAGGGACUUUUAAAGACCUGCACAGAUACGGAUCCUGCACUGACUUUGAAAAAGGCAUAUAUGUGCUAGUGGCAUGGAGAACGCACUAUACUCAUGCAUGCAAAUUAGACAACCAAGUAUGAAUCUAUUUGUGGGUGUGCUAUAGCUUUAGCCAUGUUGCAGGCAUCAUUGUCUACCAUCCACUUGUCCAUGUGAAGCUUGCUGCCAAAAUGGUGGCCUGGCUCAUCUUCUGAACAUUUGGCUCGACUCUAUUUUGGUCUUUGAGACUCAAAAUUUGAGUUAUUCCCAUGUUGUGAAAUAAAAAGACAGUAUCUUCAAAA